Acyrthosiphon pisum (pea aphid) is the source of this 1224-nucleotide messenger RNA. RefSeq lists its product as uncharacterized. The transcript is spliced from 3 exons. The record is from RefSeq and is a predicted model, not a curated record. Bases 1 to 435 code for a protein of 144 amino acids. NCBI's taxonomy places the organism in Eukaryota, Metazoa, Arthropoda, Insecta, Hemiptera, Aphididae.
AUGCAAAUAUUUAGUGUUUCAUUCUUGCCGAUUCCUGCUCCCGGAAUUCCUACUCAAACGCCACCCCCUCAAAAUCAAAAAAAAUUGGGUGGGAACGAUAAAGAGUCGUCAGCUACGUCAACUGCCACUUCUGCAUCUAUUGUCAAAUCAUAUCAAUCUCGAACUUCGCCUCCAAGAUAUUCAGUUGGACCUAAAACCCCACCUCACUUAUCUCCUCACAGAGAUCGUUCAGAAAUAGAAAAUCCAACAUUUGUCACAUUACCACCUCAUCUUUUUGGCAUGUCAAAAUGGGAAGAUAUUGGUAUCCUAACAAAAGUGCUGGCCACUUCACAACAAGAGUACCUUGACAGUUUAAAAAGACAGCGCGAUGAACACAAAGAAGAAGGAGAUAAGAAAUAUUUAUAUGAUACAGAAAAACCAUCUACUUCUCAAUGAAAUUAGAAAAUAAUGAUAAUGUUGAUAAGAUAUACAUUAUGCAUUAUUAUUAAGAUCAACAAUUUUUUCUCGCCGUUUUUUUUUAAUUAUUUUUAUUUUAAUCUACCACGAGCUUUAAUAUCUUGCCUGGGUGGCUCCCAAAAGGUACUUCACCGAUCACAUAAUUUUCAUUCAAUCAAAUUUUUUAACUAAUACAUUAUAAUCAUUUUUUUUAAAUUUUAAUUGUUUAGGUAGGUAAUUAUUUGUUUAUGCUCUGCCACCAAUCCGCAUAAAAUUUAUUAUCCUGCUAUCUGGCAACCUUACGUCAGCAUAAUUAAAUCUAAAAUUUGAAUAUUUCUCUGUAUCUCAAUAUUUAAUGUGUUUGUUACAGGGUUGGCAAAAACCCGGGCUUUUUAGAAAAAAUCCAACCCGGUUAGGUUUUUUCGGGUUUUUCAAAUAAAACCACAAAAACCCAAUGGGUUUUAAUGUAAAAGUAAUAAUGGGUGGUUUUAUCAGAUUUUUUCAGAAAAAACAUCCGAAAAAAAUAAAAAUUGAAAUUUUUUAUUAAAAAUAGAAUAGAAUUUUUUCUAUUGGCCAUUAGUGUGUAAUUUUUUCUAUUUUAUUCUUUAAAUUGUACCUACCUAAUUAAAAAAUAAUUAUUAAUUUUUUUUCAAAUAAAUUUAAUAUUUGAAUUAGAAAAAUAAAUAAUACUUAUAAGGUAAUUUUUUCUGAAAAUUAACACAAGUUAAAAAAAAAUAAGAGUGAACUUCUAUUUUAUCCAGAAAAGUAACCCGGGUUUUAUGGUUUUUU